This is a messenger RNA of Coccinella septempunctata (seven-spotted ladybird), 5081 nucleotides long. RefSeq lists its product as uncharacterized. The transcript is spliced from 13 exons. Bases 176 to 4975 code for a protein of 1599 amino acids. Lineage: Eukaryota; Metazoa; Arthropoda; Insecta; Coleoptera; Coccinellidae. The record is from RefSeq and is a predicted model, not a curated record.
GUCAGUAUUCCAUAAGGACGCUCUGCCAACAACUCUCUUCCUGUCGGAUGUAAGGCGCGUGUAUGUUGCCAAAAAAAGUUAGGUUAAACAUGUAGUGCUUACACGGGUAUUGUGCUCUGGAGAGAUCGUAAGUCGUAACCUAUGCAGAAGCAUCAUACAAAUAAUGUAACUGAUCAUGAGCGACAUUCCAUCCACUUCCAAUAGUACGUCGAAACUCUCUGCAAGUUCGCCAGUUCAAAAUGCAAGAAAAAUCAGAAAGAAAUAUGAUAAAAAUAAACUUCCUACACCGCCCCCUGAUCCAAGAGAGGACAAAAAGGAGAGCUGUUCCGAGAAAGAUUUCCUCGAGUAUUUGGAACAACUGCAGAAACAUACAGCCAAUUACUCUAGAUCCACAUCUCAUCUUGCAUCUGCAUUAGUAGCUGAAGACGCCUUCGAUCAUCUAGAAAAACUAUACAAACUCAUGGAGCAAAUGCUGGAAUUAAGAGCUCAAAAUGCGAAAUUGCAUAGGAAAAUACGUGACUUAGAACAUCUCAAUAACUUAGAAAAGAUGUAUAGACAAGUGGAAAAUUUACCUGAUGAUGAUUUGUGUCCAGAAUUAGAAAAAGAUACAGCAUUCGCAGAAACGAUAUUGGAAUCCAUUCUAUAUGAACCCACUAAACAACCUCUAAAAGCAAAGGGAUCUCUGCGACAGUCUUUAAUGAGAAGACAUCGGAACAGAAGCUGUUCUGCUACUGAUAAACCUGUUGGACUGGAAACAGCAGAAGGCGUUGAUCAGCAACGUAGAGCAUCGUUGUGUACGACUAACGUGAAAAAGUCUUCGAAAGUGUCCAAGUGGACUCGAGUAAAAGCAGCAUUCAAGUGGGAGAAAGCUUCUUCGAACGUUGGUGAUACAAAAUCAUUAGACAGUGGUGUGAGUGACGUUGCAAGAUACUUGAGAGUGCCAUCCACGAACGAUGAUGUUGGACACAGUCCUUCUGACUCUGGAGCAGCGGAAAUAUCUACUCCUGGUACACUUUCUAGCGCUUCUUCUAACGAAAAUUUUCACAAAUCAGGUCGAAGAAGUCCUUACGAAGACCUCAGAAGUUCAGAUGAUGAACAUUCGCAUGUAUACUCUUCACAUUCCAAGGACGAUUCCAAUAUAUCUCCACGGUCAAGUCAAAGAUCGCAUAGAACACCAUGGGCUCGGAUGAAAGAUAUGAUAAACACAAGAAAUCCUGUAAGGAAGAAAAGUAGGAUGAGUACUCAUAGUGAUGAUAUCCAAAUAGACAUAGAUUUCUGCAGUGAUAACGAAGAUGUGUUCGAGGAUAAUAAUAAACCACGUACGUAUCCGAAUUCCAAUGCAACAUCGUCGGCAAAGCUGGACGGAUCGAGUGAGAACGAUAUACCCCUUGUGGUCAGAGAAAGAUAUAAAAGUAACGAUGAGCAAUUAUUGGAAAUGGAUGAAGCUGACUGUAGAAAAGUUUCAAAAUGGGCCAAAGUUAAAAGAGCUUUCUUGCCAAGUGUAGAUGGACACUCAGAUUUGGGAUGCAAGGUCAAUAACGAUAAUGAUGAUUUCGAAAGAUUCAACAGAGAUCCCAUCCAAACAGAAAUAAACAGAAAUUACAGAAAUCUUCAGAAGAAGUUGAGCAUAGAAUUUCAAGAGAAACUGAUCGAAUGGAAAAGAAUCAAACACAACGCAACUUCCGCACCUAUUCCUGCGCAAUCUGGGAAUGUAUCGGACGAACCUACACAGUCAAGCCCAUCGUUUAUGAAAAAAAUGGAAGAGUGGGAAAAGAUUAAAUCUCCACCAGUUAAGGCCAAAAGCAACAUUCAGAUGACAAGUGAGGAGAACCUACCACCUGAAUUCAAGAAGAAACUACAGGAAUGGGAGAGAAUUAAGAAGUCUUCUGUGCGAAAAAGCACUAAGAAACUUGGUGAUGUACCGAGAUGGAAAUCAAUGCAAUGUCCAAAAACGUCGGAAUCUUCUCACGUUGAAAUACCAGUUAUAUCAGAAGAAUUCAGAAAAAAGCUAGAGGAGUGGAAACAGAUCAAGGCAGCUGGAUAUAAGAGUGAUGAAACUGAAAAAAAGGCAUUGGAGGAUAAAACUCCUAGUCCUACUUUUCAGCAAAUGGAUUCUAGGGUCCGUAAAACAUCACAGGACAAGGAGUUGCAAUGGUAUGAGAAAGAAUUGAAUAAGAUUGAGAAAGAAAAGAAUAGACUGGAAAGAGAAAGACAGAAGUUUAUGGAAAAGGAAGAAAAGCUUUCGAAACUGAGAAAAUCAGUUAUUGGAGGACACAAAAAAGAUAUUCUCGUUCAUACACCUUCUGGUUUCUAUAAAUUCGAGGGUAUUUCUAGAAAAUUCACUCAAAAACUAUAUGAAUGGGAGAAAUCGAAGGGUAUCGGACCAGAGUCUUCAACUUUCGCCUAUCUGAAUCCUGAGUACAUUAAGACAGAAAUUCCUAAGGUGAAAAUAAACGGAGAAGAUCAUACUCCUCCCUUGCCUAGGUCGAGGUCUGUGGAUAGCAUAGUUAUAUCAGCUAUGAAUAUUGGAUGCCCCUUGAUGAGUCAACCUUCGAGUCUGUCUCUUAACGACAUGGAAGAUUUGGAAAACCAGUGUAGAGUUGGAUCCAAUUCCUCAUCGUUAGAUUAUCUUCCCCGUCAAAACCAUGAAACUGAUGGGGAUGAACCAGAAGCCUUAAUAGUCGAAGUUGAAGAUUUUGUCGAAGAAACAGCAGCACCUCUCAAGAACUUCGUCGAACAGCACAAUCCGGUGUACCAAUGUGAAGAAAUGAGAGCACUGUGUGUCUGUUUGACGCCGAAAGUGAGAAGAAGUGAAUCAGCUAGAGCACAAUCUAACUAUAGUCUAAUCGAAGAAGCACUAACAUCACUGAGAUACAUUUCAGAGAAUGAAGUUGAAAUUAGGAAAAUUCAAAUAAGAGGUGAAAAAGAUAGUUUGAUCAAAAUCAAGGAAAUAUGUGAUGAACAGAAAAAUCUUGUAACUUGCCUUCUGGGAAAAAUUCGAAAUCUGCAAGAAGAAAAUUCAGCAGUUAUAUGUAAUCUUUCCAAAGAAAACCAAAAUGAAAAGUUUCCUCAAAUUACAGACAUACUGGAUGUUGUUCAAGAUUUAUCAACAGAACUGAUUACAAUGGCAGAAAGACUAGAGUCCAAAUUUGAGUGUCGAAUGAAUGAAAAAACAACCAAGCACUUUUUCGAUGAACUGCACGCCCAAGAAAUCAUAGAGGAAAUAAAGUGUAAAUUGUUAGAGCUUCGCAGACAUCUAAGCUAUGUUUGUGCUGCUUCAGAUUCCACAACACCUCAAAAAAGAAAGUUAUGUAGAAUGAAGUCGAUAGUUUGCGAGAAAUCUUCAAACGAUUCGCAGUGCACAUCAAGCACACAAAGUAGCGGUGUUUGUGAAAAACAGGCUUUCGAUUCCACAAACACUGAAACCAAAUGUCCGCAGAACCAGGGGGCUAUCAAAAAAAGAUUACGGUAUAGAAUUGAAACCAUAAGGAAAAAAAGUCUGCAUGAUUCAGAUGAGGAGGAAGAGAUUGUUGCUGAGCAUAAGAAAUACCCAAAACUCCUCAGAUCUAGAACAAUAUCCGACGGAUCUACGAAGUCCCUAGAGCAAAACGAAGGAUGCGAGUCUAAAAAUAUAAAUAUAUUUCCAGCCGUAACUAAAUCUACUUAUCCGGACUCACCAACUAGGGUUACUUUAUCCGAUUCUCCAGUUACAAUUUUCGUUAAAACUACAAGAAAAUUGUUCACUCCUCUUGUUGAAAGGAGUUUACAAGAUUCUGAGAAGGACUCUCCAAAACAGAAUGAUGAUAACCAGAAGUUUGAAACGAAUGAUGAAAAUAUUAACGAAGAGGAAAGCCAACCUGUAGAUACAAUAAAUAAAGCAUUGACCAAUGCUGAAAAUACAAUGGUCACUGGUUUACCACCUCUGCAUUCUUCACCUGUAACACAAAAAAAGUAUGUUAGGGACAUGUCGCCCAGUAUUCGUUUGAUGCUCAACAAAUAUCAACAGAAAAUUACAGAACAAGAUGUCUUAAGCAAAUCUGGAGGUAGCAGUGGAUCAGCCUCGCCAGUUGCAUGGCGAUCACCAAUAGCAGAAAGACGAGUAAGAGCUCAAACUGAAAAAUAUCAAGAAGAAAUAAUCAAGCUAUCACCAGUAUCAUUGAAAAAGGAACUUCAUAAAUCCACAAGCCAAGGGCAUGUUCAAAGCAUGGGUAAAUCGGAAAUAAAGAGUCCAAUUAUUGGAGUUAGUAGACAGAAGAGUAUACUGAAAUCUAGCAGUGCAGCCAAUUUGGUCCAAAGGAGAUUAUAUGAAUAUUCGCCUCAACACAAUGAAACACCUGACAAAGAAGUGAGGUCUACAUUAGAUCGACAAUAUUCACUUCAAAUAACUAACUUCGAAGAACCCUCAACUUCAAGGAUUUCAUCGGAAUUGAGGCAGCAAAAGCUGAAAAAAGCAAAAGAAGAAUUUUUGAAUUCUUCUUCAGCAACUCCACUAGACUCAAAAAUUCAAGAGGAUAUUCAAGAAACUUCUAGAACAAAUAGACUCAGCACAAUAAGCGUCGAUAGCAGCUCAAGCGCAAGCUCGAUUUCUCCUGGUGUACUCGUUAAAUCCAUCAGUGCGGGCAUGAUCAACAUAGUAGCGGAUGCCUAUAAACAUUUCGAAAACAAACCCAGGGAAUAUGUUUCGUUACCAAGAAAUACAAGAUCAGAUAGUUCAAGCAAAUCAACACUAGCUAAUUUGGCGUCAAAAUUCAGAAAAGUCAAAAUGAGAAAAGGAAAAGAGAAAGAUAGAGAACAAUACGUAGCUGUUUCCGAACUUUGCAGACAAAGUUUGGUAGUAGAUAUCAAUGAAAAUGAUGGAGGACGUGUUCAAGCCGAAAAUUUAGCAAACAAUGCAAACAGUACCCAAAAUAGUCAACAAAUGCCUAUAACGAAAUCGAGCAGUUGGAUUCGUAAAACUUUAUUUUUCAAGAAAUAAUAUAUUCAGAUUGUUUUAUCGUCAACUAAUUUUUACUACUACAGAUUUCUAAUGUAACAUACUUUUUAUGUUAACUAAGAUUAUAUUAAUAAAUAUAUUGAAGUUA